AUGCUCUCCUGGCUCUUCCGGCGCGCAGGCGCCAGGAAACGCGGUCGGGCGAGCACCACGACUGUUGAGAGCUGGGAAGAUGGCAGACGAGCCACAAUCUGGGGUCUUCCAGUCCGCAGCCAGACGGAGCCCGCGGGUUCGGUACCGACACGGCAGCCUAGCACCAAACAACGGCCCCGGCCGAACAAGCUUCAGCGAAGAAGAUACAGUUUCUCGCCUGGGCGCCGGGACUCUCUUCGAGUGGGCCGACAGCAGGGAGCUGGGGCCGAUCCAGAGGGAAGAUCCCUGCCCCGGGCCGCAACCGUUGAACGCCGAACGCUCAACGACCCUGCUGCUCGUAAUGACGAGAAUGUUCAAAACCACGAAUUUUUGUGGCGCGUUCCUACCCUUCACUACGCACGCGACGGCAACUCUCUUGCUCGCAGAAAGUCGACCAAAAAGCGUCGCCGGGAUGAACAGCGUGAGGCUGAAAUCAGAGCCAUGUGUGCUUUUUCGCCCAUCCGUCAUGCGACCACGGAGCCUGCACCCAAGCGACCUAUGAGGAGGCUGUCGAAAAGAAUCAAGACAGGUCUUGAUUCUUCAGCUAAACCUGAGUGGGACAGGUUCAAUCGGUCCUCGGACAUCUCGAUGCGGUUUCCCUCGAUCGAUUCAGCCCAGGAGUCCGACUCCUCGUGUAUGUCUUAUUCGGUAUCGACUCUUGAUUCAUUAUCCCCACGGCCGACCCUCCGAAUUAUCACGCCGCCCGAAGGAUGGUUCUACAGACGGCCAUCGCAGCGACGCACCAAGCUUAAGGAACCCAUCACUGAGGCUACCCUUAAGGCCCACAAACGCGUUGAUGACCUCGCCAACGACCUCAGCGCCAGCGACUUGCGGGAGCUCAUGGAAAGGGACUCGCGAAGGAAAGCACGUAAGAAGCAGCUCGAGCAACAAAAGGCCGAGCAGAGGAUUGCGCGCCGAGCUGAGAAGCAGAAGACUGUUGAGGUCGAGGCCCGGCGUCAAGGGAGAACAUCCCCUCCAAUUCUGGAUAGGGGUGUCAUUGGACGGGAGUUUGAUGCCGCCCUCGGCAUCGGGCCAUCGUCUGCGAUAGUUACCUCAUCCAGGUUACGUGAGCAGGAUGGCUCAGGCACCCCCCCUGCUGGACGUGGGGAAGCCGUUGAUGUCGAAAUGGCAGACCAUGCCCCUCAACUACAUCCUCUUGAAGUGUUCCAUCCUGUCGACAGCAUCCCUGAAGCAGUUCCGGAGCCUCAACCUUCUCAGUCUCAGCUCCCCCCUCUAGCAACUUCCGAUUCAAAAGCCUCCUUGCCCACGAAGCUUUCUCGUUCCAAGUCGUCACAAAUGUCCGAAGUCAGAACCGAUCAGUCUGGGUCACUGAGAAAAGAAUCUGUCGAGAGCGGCGAUAAGUCACCGCGGACAUGGACCUCCUUGUUCAGAUGGGGCAGCAAAAGCAAACGUGCCCCCAAGGAGCCUCCAUCGUUCACAAACACAUCAAGGGACUCAAUGCAAUUGGUUCAGCCACCGCCGCCUCCUCCAAUUGAUACUCUGGCCCGCUCCCUAAGCUCCCGGGGACCAAAGCGGACUAUGUCUCGUUUCAAGGAAGAUCUUCCCGACUCGGUUCGGUUGAUACGUACAACAUUUUCUCGAACAGCUGAAAACUCCCAGGACGUCGUUGCUAGAUCCUCAAAUGAGCAGGCCGGUGGUGAGCCUUCUCCUCAACUAACACACGACAGCCAGCAAGAUGGCACUGCUCGGGGGACUUCAUCGCCCAUCGAUCAGACCGACGAGCAUGGAGUCUCUCCCGAACCACAAAGCAUCCUUUCCCUUGCAUCUAUCGAUUCAGAAGGUUCUUGGUUUGCCGGUAAACUGUCCACAACACGGAAGUCAUCGGCACAAAUCUACCGCAGCGCAAGCGUCCGAAGUCGUCGCUACACACCCGAGCCUGAUCACAUCCCCGGAGCCGAGAACUACAGCCUUGCUGACGACGUGGACAUGACCGAUGACGAUUAUCUGGCACGCCUAACGCCUCAGCCAGGCGAGCAUUCUGGAUGGAAUCGCAAGUCUUCCGGGGAGGCUCGGCCAUCGAGCGACUGGGAAGACCAGCCACCUCAUUGGGGCAGCAUUAAAGAGCACCAGCCCAAGCUUGUAACUUCCCCCUCGAUGACACGCAUCAAGAGUUAUCAAGGCCUUCUCAAUCAGUCCGAAUACGGCAACAUCAGCCCGGUGUCCCCGGCCUCUGGAGAGAGUAAUACUAAUGCUUCUACCCCGCACGAAACCCCAACACUCCACCGCGCGACGAGCAUUGAUUAUGGAAAGUCGGCUCGUCGCCUCAGUGCCGGGAGCACUCGCCUACUCCAGAUCAGCCCUCGGCCAUCUGUCGAUGGCAGGAGGGUGAGCUUGCCGCCUGGUUCUGAUGGAUCCCACUGA
This is a messenger RNA of Thermochaetoides thermophila DSM 1495, 2421 nucleotides long. RefSeq lists its product as uncharacterized. The transcript has a single exon. The record is from RefSeq and is a predicted model, not a curated record. Bases 1 to 2421 code for a protein of 806 amino acids. Lineage: Eukaryota; Fungi; Ascomycota; Sordariomycetes; Sordariales; Chaetomiaceae.